AAGCCAUUUAUCCAAAACGGUUUGGAUAUUGCAGUGUUCCGUGGCAGCCAUGUUAGCUCCUCAACCCUUCCGCGUGACCUUUCCUGUGUGCCUCUGGACCCGGGGCUGGUACCGGUGGUUACCCGAGCAAAGGGGGUAACGUUAACGCUUCAGCGAAGCUGCACGGGGAACGAACCCGUCUAUGCCAAGUGACAUCCAGGUCGAAUAACUAGGUCGGCGAUAAAUGCGUGUUUAACACGCCUCUAAAACCACGAGCUACGAUCUACUGUAGCUGUUUAUUACCAUUUUACUCACUCACGGGAUCUGUUCACGUUUCAGCCAGAUCAACACGAGGAUGAAGGUGGAAAGGGGGUGGGUGUGUUGUGUGCUGCUCCUGUCCUCGCUGGCUGUGGGAGCUGCGGCGCGGAAGCAGUUGGAGGUUGAUAUUUCAGACUUCGAUGAAGAUAUGGGAUUGGACGAUGAGGAAUUAAAGGUUCUAAUGUCAGAGGAGGAAGAGGAGGCGGAGGAGGAAGAGGAGGCGGAGGAGGCGACGGUGAUGGAUGAGGUCCACUCGGAUGAGACGGAUGCCACAGCAAGUGGGAAGGCAGGAAUAGAUGCAAAUGUCUCCUUCCAGGUAACAUACAAGACUCCCGUACCUACCGGAGAUGUCUACUUCGCAGAGACCUUUGAUGAUGGCUCACUGGAAAGUUGGCAGCUGUCAAAGACGGUGAAGGGGGAUGCAGAUGAUGAAAUCGCCAAAUAUGACGGGAAGUGGGCUGUGGAGCAGCUGAAGGAGAACAAAGUUCCAGGAGAUCAAGGCCUGGUCCUCAAGUCCCGGGCCAAACACCACGCCAUCUCCGCGAUGCUGAGCAAACCCUUCGUCUUCCAGGAUGAACCUCUGGUCGUACAGUAUGAGGUGAAUUUCCAGGACGGCAUUGACUGCGGUGGCGCAUACAUCAAACUGCUUUCAGACACUGGCCAUCUCAAUCUGGAACAAUUCCAUGAUCGCACAGCGUACACCCUCAUGUUUGGGCCAGACAAGUGCGGCGAGGACUACAAGCUGCACUUCAUCUUCCGCCACCAGAACCCUCUGAACAAAGACCUGGAGGAGAAGCAUGCCAAGAGGGCGGACGUCGACCUCAAGAAGUUCUACACCGACAAGAAGACUCACCUCUACACUCUGGUCUUGAACCCAGACAACAGCUACGAGAUGUUCAUAGACCAGUCUAGCGUGAGCCGCGGCAGCCUGCUGAACGACGUGGUGCCUCCGGUCAAUCCGCCCAAAGAGAUCGACGACCCGCAUGACUCUAAGCCGGAGGACUGGGACGAGAGGGCCAAGGUUCCCGACCCCGAGACGGCCAAGCCCGACGACUGGGACGAAGAGGCUCCAGCAAAGAUUGAAGAUCCCGACGCUUUGAAGCCAGAGGGCUGGCUGGACGACGAACACGAGUUUGUCUCUGAUCCCAGCGCCGAGAAACCAGAGGACUGGGACGAGGAGAUGGAUGGAGAGUGGGAAGCCCCGCAGAUUCCUAACCCGGCCUGUGAGACGGCCCCCGGCUGUGGGGAGUGGAAGCGUCCCCAGAUAAACAACCCUGAGUACAGGGGCAAGUGGAAAGCCCCUCUGGUGGACAAUCCCAACUAUCAGGGAGUCUGGAAGGCGCGUAAAAUCAUUAACCCGGAAUAUUUUGAGGACCUGCAGCCGUUCAGGAUGACGCCUAUCAAGGCCGUGGGCUUGGAGCUGUGGUCCAUGACGUCCGACAUCUACUUCGACAACUUCAUCAUCACCUCUCACAAGGAGGUGGCUGACCGCUGGGCCGCCGACAGCUGGGGACUGAAGAAACUGGUGGCCAGCGCUAACGAGCCGGGGAUCUUUGCUCAGCUGACCAUUGCAGCCGAGGAACGUCCGUGGCUCUGGGUGAUUUACAUACUGACAGUCGGCCUGCCCGUCAGCCUGGCUGUGCUGUUCUGCUGGCCCAAGAAACCCGAUGAAGACUACGUGUACAAGAAGGUGGAUCCUCCCCAGCCUGAUAUAGAAGAAGAGGAGGAGGAUGAAGAAGAGGAAGAAGAUGAGGAGGUAGCAGGAGAGAAGGAAGGCAAAGCAGCUGACGCUGUAAAGGGUGUUCCAACGGCAGAAGUGGCUGAGGAGGAAAAUGAAGCCAAUGCGGGAGGUGACAACCUAGAGGGGGAUGAAGAGGAAGAGGAGGAGGAGGAGGAAGAAGAAGGGGAGGAGGAGGAAGAAGGGGAGGAGGAGGUGGAGGAGGAGGAGGGAGAAGAGGAAAGCAAAGCUCCUGAGAGAACCUUAGAGGAGGAGCCAAAGGAGUUCGGAGACGUCGCCCAAGAGAGCCACAAACAAGCUGUGAGAAAGAGGAGGGUACGGAAAGACUGAGGGGGAGAACCCCACGCCUCCUGUCUCCUUUCUCCCCCGAUGCGGAGGAGGUCGUUUCAGCUGCUGCUCCGCCCUUUCUGAGCAUAGCAGCAUGUAUUUCUUCCAAACCGCCUGUUAGCCUGCAGCCCCCCCCCAGCCAUCACAGGGACAGUUUCCCGCACUGGACUCUGCCACCCCCAUCUCUUCUUCCCUCUCCCUGUCUCCCGCUCAUUGGACGAUCAGACGAAUCAUUCCACUGGAGAUUCUGUCCAUUUUAAAUGUUUCCCCCCCAUCUCAAGCUUCCACACUUUCUUGGUCGUUCCUUUUCUUCUCUUAGCCGUUGCUGUCAAAAAUGCCCGUCAGCCCAAAGAGGCCCACCUCCUGCACCUGUGUCCCCGCUCACCUCGUCUCUGAAUAUAUCCCGUCCUAGUCCCACCAGUCCGUCUCCUCUGAGGAGGACGGCGGCCGAUGGUCUGCAAAGCAUUUCACAACAUGUCGUACGGGCUUCAUCUCAGAAGUUGGUCUUUAUUCUUAUGUCCAGUUUGCUUUAAAGAACAUGUUCGAGGACACGGCUGGGCAAGCGUCCCUUGGCUGGUCGAAGUUGUUUCAGGUUCCAAGAACAGGCCGGGAGGAGAGGACGCCAGGCUGCUCGACGUGUCAUUGCAGAGUUGAGACAUUUCAGGCGAGAAAUGGCCUUCAGCUUUGGUUGAGAGAUGUACCUCUUGAAAAAGGAUGUUCUGUUCAGAUUUUAGGUAGUUUGUAAGGAGCCUCAGUUCCUCUUGUUUUUCUAUAGCAAUUUAAGAAUUGAGGAUCAACACAGACCCUAUUUAUUUAUUUGUUUAAGGUUUGUGUUAUGUUGGUAAGAAUAAAGAUUUAAUAUUGCAGUGUU
This is a messenger RNA of Gasterosteus aculeatus aculeatus (three-spined stickleback), 3233 nucleotides long. RefSeq names its product calmegin (gene clgn). Gene Ontology annotation, cellular component: endoplasmic reticulum; endoplasmic reticulum membrane. Lineage: Eukaryota; Metazoa; Chordata; Actinopteri; Perciformes; Gasterosteidae. Gene Ontology annotation, molecular function: calcium ion binding. The record is from RefSeq and is a predicted model, not a curated record. Gene Ontology annotation, biological process: ERAD pathway; protein folding.